GACGAGGAUGACGAUGAGGCGCUGCCGCAGGGCUUGCUGUGCGGGCCCCCGCAGUGCUACUGCAUCGUGGAGAAGUGGCGGGGCUUUGAGCGCAUCCUGCCAAACAAGACGCGCAUUUUGCGCCUCUGGGCCGCCUGGGGCGACGAGCAAGAGAAUGUACGCUUUGUGCUGGUGCGUAGCGAGGCGUCACUGCCCAACGCGGGUCCCCGCAGUGCCGAGGCACGCGUUGUGCUCAGUCGCGAGCGCCCCUGCUCGGCCCGGGGGGUCCCGGCGCGGCCCAGCCUGGUUAUGACCCAGGAGAAACAGCGGCGGGUGGUGCGCAAGGCCUUCCGAAAGCUGGCCAAGCUUAACCGAAGGCGCCAGCAGCAGCCGUCGUCGCCCUGUUCGUCCACUUCGUCGUCCACCACCUCGUCCUGCUCGUCGUCGCCGAGGGCUACCGAGAGCGCGUCGGUGGAGCGCAUGGAGACGCUGGUGCAUUUGGUACUUUCCCAGGACCACACCAUCCGUCAGCAGGUGCAGCGGCUCCGGGAGCUGGACCGCGAGAUUGAUCGCUACGAGGCCAAGGUGCACCUGGACCGCAUGCGGCGUCAUGGAGUCAACUACGUGCAGGACACUUACUUGGUGGGUGCAGGCAUCGAGCUCGACGGGCCCGGCCCGGGAGAGGAGCCAGAGCCGGCGGAGAUCGCGGAGGCGGCGGCGGCGGCGGCAACGGCAACGCCGCCCCUGGAUGGCGAGACUCAGGCUGUCGCUCUCGAGGAGCUGACCCGGCGCUGCGACGACCUGCUGCGGCUUCAGGAGCAGAGGGCCCGGCAGGAGGAGUUGCUCGAGCGCCUCUCAGCCGAAAUCCAGGAGGAGCUGAACCAGAGGUGGAUGCGGAGGCGCCAGGAGGAGCUCGCGGCGCAGGAAGAGCCUCGGGAGCCGGAUGGCGGCCUGGACGGUGAGCUGCUGCUGGAGCAGGAGCGGGUCAGGACGCAGCUCAGCACCAGCCUCUACAUCGGGCUCCGACUCAACACGGACCUGGAGGCCGUCAAGUCGGACUUGGAUUACAGCCAGCAACAGUGGGACAGCAAGGAGCGCGAGCUACAGGGCCUUCUCCAGACUUUGCACACGUUGGAGCUGACAGUAGCGCCGGAUGGGACUCCGGUCUCAGGCGGACCCUCGCGGGAACCCCGGCCUCAGGCCUCUGCGGAAAUCUGGGUGGACCAGGCCCGCGGACUGGCCAAGAGCUGUCCUGGGAACGACGAGGAUUCGGAUACCGGGCUGAGCUCUAUGCACAGCCAAGACUCGGACUCGAUGCCCGUGUGCGAAUCCCUUGUGUAGGAGCAGCAGGGUGGGAGAGGGUGCUUCUCCCUUCUUGUGGAAAGCACCGGCUUUGCCGGCUCAGGGACUUGAAACCAGGCGACCGGGGUGGGGGUAGGGGUGUUCCUGGAGCUCCUGCCGCUCCUGCCGGGCAGCAGCCCUCUGACUGGGCCUGGGAGGGCUGGGGACGCCUCCCCCGCAGCGGUGCUCCUCUGGCCGCGGAGUGAAUGUGGAGGAGGGUGCGGGACCAGGAAGCCCGGUCUCUUAUUACAAGCUCUUUUAGGGGAAGAAAGGAGGGAGGAGGUAAGAACCCCCUAUACUGGAAAAUAAACGCUCCAGGAAAUUGACGUGGUCCAAGCCCAUUUUCAAAAACAGAAAAAAAGUAUUAUGGAAAUUUCACCAAUCUUCUCUAUGGGAAAGACUGAUGGCAGCUAGAACUUUAGUUUGUGCAGAAAGUGCUUUUUAAAGAAACACUUGGAUGAAAAGGAAAUUCCUUGAAUGUUAAUUGUGACUGUGAACGUGUUAAAACUAGCCAAAGAGGACGCACUGGUGUUGGUCUCAGCCUUCCUUACAUCUUUGAUAAAACCCAUAGGCACCAAAAUCCUGGCUGUUUACAUUUCUACAGAUUCGGGAAUUAUCCAUCUGCUAAACUCUUUGCCUUUUAUUUUCAUUUAAAGACUAACUCCGUAUUUCCUUCUAGAAAAUACAGUGUAUGUUAAAAUAGAGUCCUUUUCCUAAAAAUCAUCUUUUAUUUUUACAAAAGCCAAAUCUAACCCUUUGAGAUAGAAUUGUGGUAGACAUAACCCCUGGUUAAAAUUUAAUCUAGACCCUUUGCGAUUUGCUCCUGCAAAGGUAUGUGUGUUGUCCUUUUAUUCUUAUUGCCAUUUCAUCCCUUCAGUCACUGUUACUUAAGACAAAAAAUAAAAGGGAAAUUGCAGAAUUCAAGUACAACUACAGUGGCUGUUUAAUGAGCACUUGGUUGAAACUAAGCCUUCAAAGCAAGUAUCUUUGUUAGUGUUCAGCUUUUUAACUAAAUAAACUACAUGAUUAAAACCAACAGUGACCUCAACAGAUUUUACCAAACAAACCCAAGUCUAACUUCAGUACCUUUAGUCAGAGAUUAAUUAGUUACUUGUCCAAACUUAAACUGAGAGAUAGUGUAAACAUCAAGGUUUACUAGAUAAGAGCUGAAAAGAAAACAUGAAAUAAAACAAUCUAAUAGUAUACCUUGGGUGAAGAAUUUGGUUAACAACGGCAUGUAGCCGUAGAUAAAAGCAUAUAAAAUUGAGCUAAAGACUUGACUUGAAUUACUCUUGUCUGGCUCACACCUUUGCAGACACCACAGCAUGCAAGUGCAACGCCUUUCUCUUAAUAGCUAGUGACAGAACCCUGUGGGGACUCAAUGUAAUUGUUCCAGUUAUUUCAAUGAAAACUUAUCAGUUGUAGCUAGUUGUUGCCCCGUGGAAGGAGCCUGCUGGCGGUGUUCCCUCCGGAGCUUGGAGCUCAGAACUUCUGAGGAAUGUGGGAUUUAAUCUGUCCUGAGGAGGUAUUAACAAUGGGGUAUGUGUGCCGUGCCAGCCUGGUAUCAACCUAACUGUGCAGGGGUUGGCUCCAGUUUCGACACUACAUGGGAAGAUAACGAAAGAGGUCUUUCUUUACAGAGAAAUUUCUUUCCUUGGAGAGAUUCUCUAUCUGCUCGUUGCCAAGAGGGGCCCGCCCACCUGACCUCCUCAAACCACUUGAGCUUUUUAGAGACCGCCCUCCUCCACCCUCCACCACUGCCAUGCUAUUACAACGUGUAGAUAUUUUCAGAUAUUUCAAGUAAAAUGGGAAUUAAAAGGCCGUUUUCUUAAUUGAUGUUUUCCAAAGACAUUAGCUGGCAUAAUUAUGGUUUUUUAGUUUCGUCUGAUGCAGAAGACAUCUAUGCAUUUGGUCUUGAGCAUGAUUAAAAUGAGGAAGGGACCAAAAGAAACCCACUCUCCCUAGACAAUCAUUUGAUCCCAUAAACACAAAGCCUAAUGAUAGCUUUCUUUUGGAGGCAGAGGUAAAAAUCCUCAUUAGAGUGUGACAAACGCUGCUUGUCUGAAUGGUUUAUGCUGGCGAUGGGCUGACCUGGUGGUUUUAAAAUUAUUGUUCUUUUUUUUUCCCCUCCAGGGUGGUAAGGGAGGUGGUUCUUGGACGUUUAUUAACUCAAAAGAGAACACAGAAGUUGGCAGAACAGGCCUGCCUGGCAGAAAGGGGCUGUUUUCCUUUUCACUAUUAUUUUAAACUUUGACGAGCUGCUGACGUCAGCAAAUAUGCCUGAAGCCUGUAAAGCAAAUAAGCCACAUCACAGGGAGAAGGCCUGCAGGAUUUUCUGGUGCCCUCUUUCCAGAACCUUCCUGUCCUGGCCACCUGAAGAUGCUUCUCCUGUCAGCUCCUCGGGCAGGGAAGGAGGCUUUGUUCAGAACAAAGGGUGGCCCAGUCUGCCUAUGUUUUUUCCUUUCAUCCAAAUCAAUUAUAUCCCCCAAAGGCACUUUCUGUGUGGGUAGGAGAAAGGAGAACAGGGUGGGG
This is a messenger RNA of Vicugna pacos (alpaca), 3852 nucleotides long. RefSeq names its product Ras association domain family member 10 (gene RASSF10). NCBI's taxonomy places the organism in Eukaryota, Metazoa, Chordata, Mammalia, Artiodactyla, Camelidae. The record is from RefSeq and is a predicted model, not a curated record. Gene Ontology annotation, biological process: signal transduction.